Molecule: messenger RNA, 12842 nt
Organism: Boleophthalmus pectinirostris (great blue-spotted mudskipper)
Lineage: Eukaryota; Metazoa; Chordata; Actinopteri; Gobiiformes; Gobiidae
Gene: ankrd52a
Product: ankyrin repeat domain 52a
Exons: 28
Coding region: 194-3430 (1078 amino acids)
Molecular function (GO): protein binding
Source: RefSeq, a predicted model, not a curated record
CCCUCCGCCAAACACACACAGGAUACACACAACAACACCCUGACAGAUCCACGAAAAGAGACCAGCGCAUUUCUGCUGUCUGCUGUCUACUGCGAUGGGUGUAGUCUGAAAACAAGUGCAUUCUGUGGCGAACCGCGAUAUACCUCGAAGUUGAAUCCUCAUGAAGGAGCUCCGUCCUGGCUGAGUUCGGGAGAUGGGAGUACUCAACAUUGCAGACCAGCCUCCUCUGGUCCAGGCCAUCUUCAAUCGCAAUGCUGAUGAAGUUCAAUUAUUAUUGCACAAAAAUGAGGACGUCAAUGCACUGGAUCAAGAGCGGCGUACACCACUUCAUGCUGCUGCCUGUGUGGGAGAUGUCCACAUUAUAGACCUUCUCAUAGAGGCAGGAGCCAGUGUGAAUGCUAAAGACCAUAUUUGGUUGACCCCAUUGCACAGAGCAGCCGCUUCCAGAAAUGAAAGAGCUGUAGGUUUGCUGCUGAGGCGAGGAGCUGAGGCAAAUGCACGAGACAAGUCCUGGCAGACUCCUUUGCAUGUGGCAGCUGCCAACCGCGGCACUCGCUGCGCAGAGGCCCUGCUGACCCAACUGAGCAACCUGAACAUGGCCGAUCGCAGUGGACGAACUGCCCUGCACCACGCUGCUCAGAGCGGGUUUCAAGAGAUGGUGAAGCUCCUUCUGAACAAAGGGGCCAACAUCAGUGCCAUCGAUAAGAAAGAAAGACAGCCUAUUCAUUGUGCUGCUUAUUUAGGGCAUCUGGAGAUUGUAAAAUUACUGGUGUCCCGAAGUGCAGACAAGAACUGCAAAGAUAAGCAGGGUUACACGCCUCUUCAUGCUGCCGCUGCAGGUGGUCAUAUUGACAUAGUUAAAUACCUUCUGAGGAUGGGCACUGAGAUUGACGAACCGAAUGGAUUUGGGAACACAGCACUCCAUGUGGCUUGCUACAUGGGGCAGGAGGCUGUGGCGACUGAACUUGUCAAUCAUGGAGCAAACGUUAACCAGCCCAACAAGUGUGGCUACACCCCUCUGCACCUGGCUGCUGUCUCCACCAACGGUGCCCUCUGUCUGGAGUUGCUGGUCAACAAUGGGGCAGAUGUCAACCAGCAGAGCAAAGAAGGGAAGAGCCCCUUGCACAUGGCAGCCAUUCAUGGGCGCUUUACACGCUCUCAGAUCCUCAUUCAAAAUGGUGGGGAAAUAGAUAGUGUGGAUAAGUAUGGCAAUACUCCUCUCCAUGUUGCUGCUAAGUAUGGCCAUGAAUUGCUGAUCAGCACUCUGAUGACCAAUGGAGCAGACACGGCCAGACGUGGGAUCCAUGGAAUGUUCCCUUUGCACUUAGCUGUGCUGUACGGGUUUUCAGACUGUUGUCGCAAGUUACUCUCCUCAGGUCAGCUGUAUAGUAUAGUUUCCUCUAUGAGUAAAGAGCACGUACUAUCAGCUGGGUUCGACAUUAAUACCCCGGACAACUUUGGGAGGACCUGCCUACACGCUGCUGCCUCUGGAGGAAACGUUGAAUGUCUGAACUUGCUCUUAAGCAGUGGUACUGACUUGAAUAAGAGGGACUUAAUGGGAAGGACACCGUUGCACUAUGCGGCUGCUAAUGGGAGGUACCAGUGCACUGUGGCCCUGGUGAGCGCUGGCGCUGAGGUCAAUGAGGCGGACCAAACCGGCUGCACCCCCCUGCACUACUCUGCGGCCUCCCAAGCCUUCAGCAGAGUCGAUCGUCAAUUUUCUGGAACUCAUCAGAAUAAUGAAGAUGAAGCAAAGGAAUCAUACUUCUGCUUGGAGCAUCUUCUGGACAAUGGAGCCGAUCCUUCAAUGGUCAAUGCAAAGGGUUACAGCGCUGUUCACUAUGCAGCUUAUCAUGGAAACAAACAAAACCUGGAGUUGCUUCUGGAGAUGUCCUUCAAUGCACUAGGAGACAUAGAAAGUAGUAUUCCUGUCAGCCCCCUCCAUCUUGCGGCGGACGGUGGACAUUGGGGAGCGCUGCGUGUCCUGACAGAGACUGCGGCGUAUGUGGACAUGCAGGACGCGGCAGGCCGAUCCGUGCUGUACCUGGCUGCACAGAAAGGCUUUGCUCGCUGUGUGGAAGUGUUGCUGGCUCAGGGCGCCUCCUGUCUACUCAAUGACAACCACCUCAUGUGGACUCCCAUUCAUGUUGCAGCUGCUAAUGGUCACGCGGACUGUCUUCGCAUGAUGAUAGAUUAUGGAGAGGAGGGCGAUCUCACCAACGUUGCUGACAAAUUUGAUCAGACUCCUCUGAUGCUUGCGGUCUUGGGGGGUCACAUCGACUGCGUUCACCUUUUGCUGGAGAAGGGUUCCUCGCCUGAAGCCAAGGACAAGAAGGGCAGCACAGCUUUACACAGGGGGGCUGUGUUUGGUCACACUGACUGUGUAGCAGCUCUCCUGGAUCACAAAGCGUCUGCACUGAGCCGGGACUCCCAGGGUAAGACUCCUCUGCACUACGCCGCGUCUCGAGGCCACGCCCACAUCUUGGCCGCGCUGACACAGGCCGCCAUCGCCACAGAUCCACAUGACAAACUGCUGGACAACAAACAAUACACACCGCUACACUGGGCUGCGUACAAAGGGCAUGAAGACUGUUUGGAGGUUUUACUUGAAUACAAAACAUUUAACCAUGAAGAGGGAAACCCUUUCACCCCACUGCACUGUGCUCUCAUUAAUGGCCACAGCGGUGCUGCAGAGAGGCUGCUGGAGUCUGCUGGAGUCCAAAUGAUAAACACCCGAGAUGCCAAAGGAAGGAUCCCACUGCACGCUGCUGCAUUCGCCGAGGAUGUGGCCGGACUGCAGCUGAUGCUUCGCCACGGAGCUGAAGUAAAUGUCGUCGACGACAGCGGGCGCUCAGCUCUGAUGGUCGCUGCAGACAGGGGGCACAGCGGAACAGUGGCCAUCCUCCUCCAUCGGGCCAAGGCUGAUCUGACUUUGCUGGAUGAGAAUAAGAACACUGCCCUGCACUUGGCCUGCAGCAAGGCUCAUGAGAUGUGUGCCUUGGUGAUUCUUGGGGAGAUCCACAAUCCCACUCUAAUAAACGCCACCAAUAGUGCUCUGCAAAUGCCUCUCCAUCUCGCGGCUCGUAAUGGUCUGUCCACUGUAGUUCAGGCACUUCUGAGCAGAGGAGCCACUGUGCUGGCCCUGGAUGAGGAAGGUCACACGCCAGCCCUUGCCUGUGCCCCCAACAAAGACGUGGCCGACUGCCUGGCUCUGAUCCUCUCUACCAUGAAGCCUUUCCCCGCGCGGGACCCUCCCUCCUCCUGCUCCUGCUCCCCCCCCUCCGUCUCGCCCUCCCCAGGUCUCAACAUACUCAAGCACUGCGGCAUCACUGCUGCCUGCACCCCGCUGCCUAGCAACGGCCUCCACAACGGCUACGUCAAAGAGCGUCACGGCGCAGCGGUGGGGUUAGAUGGGUGCUUGACCGAGUGAGAGCGAAUCCCCCCCACACCCACCUGAGGCUGCUAUCUCCACCAACACCACCAGGGGGCGCCUCCCUUUAACACGGCCGGAGAGAGCACCCACUGUCCCUGUUCUAUGUAUGUAUGUGCCGUGGGUCAUGUGCGUGUGAAUGUCUGGUCUUCUCUUGAGGUGCAGUCAAACCUAUUAUGCAAUUAGAGUCCAUUCCUUCAUUUCUUAGUAGUGCUUAAUACGUGGAGGCAAAUCGCUCUACUAGGUCACUCGGCUGAAGUCUGGCAACUAAACAAAAAAACAAACUUUACUAAUCUGACCUUUUUGAAAUGACGUAACCCUUUAAAAUAACGCUGAAAUAACUAAAACUCCAAUUGCAUGUAGCUUUAAGCAGUGACUGUCAUAUCAUGCUCUGCUGUGGUGACCUGGUAGAGUCAACAAUCACCCCUAAAGAAUGAUCAAAGACUUAAUAAUAAUAAUAAUAAUAAUAUUUAACUUUUUUUUUUUUGCUUUUUUGUUUUACUCAUCCAUUAGAUUCUUAUGAAGGAACCACACAAGGGAAAAUUUAGCUUCUGAGUGCAAUACAGUACAAUCCGAAUUGGAAAAGGGUCGAAAAGAUGUUAGUCCCAUUGUGUACUUUUAAUUAAUGCACGGCCUCAAAUUGUUUGGCAUUUAAUAUGAUUUGGUUUUGCUGCUGAAUAUAAAACUUCAUGUUGGGGUCUGCGUUGUUACAUCUACCUUAUCCGUAACGCUAACGACCCGCUAUUUUAAGAGAUGCUAAGUGUUUGUUAAGCUAGAAUGUUUCUAAGCAUAUAAGUUAUGACCAAAGUUGAUCAACACUACUAUGGCUAUAAAAUUAUUUAUUUGAGAUGAACUGUACUGUAUAGAGAGACAAUAGAUCUUGAAAUACCUCGUCAACUCGUUUAGCAGCUGCUUCAUCUUUCACCAGGGUCCAUAGUUCUAGGUUCUCAAUGGGGAACUAGAGUAGGAUAGUGACUGACAGAGGCCUUGUUUAUUUAGAUGAAGGCUUUACUAGUAAUGUCCAGGCUCGGGUCUACAGAGGUACAAAAGGGUGCAUCACAAUCUCAUUUAAAGUAGUUUGCAUCCAAGGUGCAUAAAUUAAUGAUACUUAAUUGAAGAGUAUUGUCUUUGCACCCUUAUGCACCCACAGUCAGUUUGGUCUGCACCCGGGCCUGGUAAUAUCUGCCAACAACACCUCAUCGAAGCAUUGUAUCUCUGAGCACAUAAAUGAACAAGCCAUUUCAAUUCUCCCAUCUCGCAACAGUGUUUUAAAAAAAAAAAAAAAAAUCGAAAUUUAAAACAGCCGAAAUAUUUAAGGAGUGAUCAGAUUUGAGGUUUUUAGGCACCAACCAGUCAUCAGCAUUUUACGCUUGUUUUUACAACUCUGACAAAAGAGUAUUUUCGAAGCUGGUGAACUAGUCUUAAAAAUCAAAUCUCUCGACUUGUCUGUGGUCGCCUCUGAUCAGUUUGAAAAGUUAAGUAUUAUUUGAUAUUUAUAUUGGACAGUUUUCAAGCAAUAUUUUGUUUUUUGCCUUUUUUGUUAAUGUUAUUGAAUAGACAAUCACUGUCACAAGGGCUUUUGUUUCCCUGGAAUGUGUUUGCUUUUGUUUAAUUAUAAUUUUUUUCUUUUAUUGUUUCAUGAAGACUAACCUAAAGACUAAACGAAUGGCUCUGUGUGUGCUGGGCAUUUUACUGUCAGUGUCAACUCAAAUGCACUGGAUUGCCUUUACGGCAUCUCAUGAAAUGCCUUUUGACCCAUGCCUUCUGUAACACAUCAUUUCAUGUAUUGUUUCAUAGGACAAGGUCUAACAUGGCUUAUCUUCUCACAAAUUAUAUUGGCAGCACAUUAAACCACGAUUGCACCAUAGUUUGUCAUAGAGAAAUGCCAGGGAGAGGACACCUAGCUUAUCCUGGCAUUUGCUUUGACCAGGGUGUUCAAACCCUCAAUAAAAACAAAUGGGGCUAAACGAAUCGCAGAGGGAAAUUUUGCUUAAUUGUACUCGUUUAUCAGGAAAAGCAGAAUUCCAAAUAUGUGAUCAUAUGUUAGAUAUUCAUUAUUGGUUUUUACUCAGAAUGAUUGUAACGGACCACUAGAGCUGUUUGUGACUUAGAUGUUAUAUCUAUGCUAUUUUUCUUUUUUUUUUUUUUUUUUUUUCCACCAACUGGUGGUAAAAAAAGUCAAAUGUUUUCAUUGGCGUGAUCGCUUCAUAUCCAAGGUGUGAAGUGGCACAGUUGCACACAUUAGCUGACUGGAUGAGAGAGGACCUAGACUAGGCUUUGUAGUGUAUUCCCCAAAAUGUCUUUCAUUUUCCUGAACGAACCCUGACAAUAGUGUCCUCUAGGUGGCGUUAUAGUUAGACUUCUGUGACUGAAAUGAAAUGGAAGUAACUAGAAAACCACAGCCUUUAUUCUCUUAAUAAUUUUUCAUGAGAACGUAAAUAUUCUUAUCAUUAAUAUUAGGAUUAGGAACAGUUGUUUGUAAUCUCAGGAUCUGUGCUAAAGCAGUGGACAGAAUUUGUGAAUCCAAUCAAAAUGCAGCCGAUUCUUUGUCGACAUUUUGUGAUGAUCAGUUUCAUUUUGAUCCCAGCACUUAAUUAGUAAAGCACGCACUUUAGUGCAUUCAGGUUCUAAUUGUGCAACUAGAGCAGAGUAAUGUAUGUACUUAUGUUUACAUGCAUGUGUGUUGCUGCUAAAACAACAUGGUGUCUGAUAAAAGCAAAUAAUUCUUUUAACCAAGCGUUCUCUGAGCACUUCAGGACAGUGUCCACUGCCCUCUGGCUUCACAGUGAAAGAGUUUAAUACUGAGGCUGUAUACUGGAGCCUCUCACUGCAGUCAGUGAUACCACAGACGCUCCACACUGCCCUCUGCAGGUGCAGUCUGUCUGGGCAGGGAUCUAUCCACAGUGAUGUCUUUACACCAGUUCACGGAGCCAUUUCCCUUGCAGCUAAAGCGUCACAGUAUUCUUAUAUCUGCUUUUUAUUUGUGUGAUAAUAUCUGAGUGACUGUGCAUGAAGUUAGCUUAUGUUCUGCUGCUGAAGCAGAGCUAGUAAAGUGUAAACUAUGUAUGGAGUCAGAAAUGAAAAGCAAUGAAAGGUCCAAUUGUAGCAAUAGUGUGUGUGUAAUAAUGUGCAGCACAAAUCUUGCACUGCCAUCAAUUUAGGCCAAUUCAGUAAAUUAUAACCUAAAUGCCAAUGGAAGAUUUCAAUGCGGGUUAGAUGUUCUAAUCUUUGGUCACAGAAAAGGCCUUUUUGCCAAAACGAGUCGAGCAGAAUGAGUUUAUGCAUUUGUUCAAGCCGUUUACAGUCUGACCAUCAAUCUGAGCCAUGAAUCUCGUGACUGAACUGAAUGUGGGGUCUGUUUAGGGCGGGCUUUAGUUCCUCCUGUCUUUAAACUAUGGCUCUUCAUUUGUCUUGCAUAGAUAUGAUUCUAUCGGUAGCAUGUAAAACUGUAUUCUUUUAAAUGAGACCGUGUGUGUAGUACCAGUAGUCUUCCUGGAUAGAGGAUCUGGAUAUGUUUGUGGCAUUAUUUUGGGUGUCUGGGCUUGCUAAUGUGUACUUUCACCUUUCUUUCUCUCUCUCUCUUCAUAUAUUUUCAUUUGUGCUAUGAAUUAACAUUGAUAUCUAUCCAUUCCAUUGAGAUUGCCUUACAUUACAGCAAAUACAGAGGGACAGAAAGGACUUACGGUUAAUCUAGACACAUGCACUCGUAAAGAGCCUACACCUAAGUAGUGCCAUAGAAACCUUUAUUUGCCUUUAGACAUAAUUCAUAGUUACUCACAUAUACAGUUACAUUGUGUUAAAAGCUUAGCCAAUUACGCUAACAAAUGGUACCGCAUGAAUUUUAGUACUGAAAAUGCAAGCUUUCUCUUCACUUUUAUCAUCAGAUAAUUUUUUUAAUUGGGAAUUAUUAAAUAUUGUUUGCCCAUUAUUUAUAUAUUAAUAAAGCAGUUCAUGAGUUGUAUGGCUGUUUAGCAGGUUUGAAAUAUGUAAAAAAAAAAAUAUUGAUGUCCAUUAAUUGCAUAUAGUUGUACAAAUUAGUUGCCUCAAAAGGAUGUCUUGGUUCUUACUUGAAACACUGACAAAUUCAAUUUAACUCUCUGAUCCACUGUUGAGCCUUUUGCCUUAAAAGCUAACAAGAAAUAUACCUGGCAGUACCUGAUAAUAUUCGCGUCUCCCAUAGAGUUAUGCUACUUGCUUGGAUUGCUUAAGAUAUUGGCUAAUUUUGGUCUUAAAGAUACCUGCUUUGGGUGUCAACAAAGCACACAACGAAUUGGGGUAGCACAUAGCUCAAGGUUGCCAUGGUGCAGAGAUUGUUUUGAAGUUGGGAUAACGCCAUAUUAGCCACUGUGAAUGAAUGAAUCCACUUAGAAACAAUCAAAAAGUUGGUGUCUCGUAUUGAAAUCUUACAGAUGCCGAGGAGAUGGUGGUUGAAAUCUAUAGGAAAUCUGAUGUCGAAUGAAAAAAAAAAAAUUGAACUUUUCUUGUACAGCUGUUAACAAAGUAAUAUAGUGUGAUUCAUGUAGUUGUGGAUAGUGUAAUUCUGCUUAAACCAGCCUAAAUCUGAAAUGUAUGUGCAUAGCGUUUCCAUGUCCUUUGAGAGGAGCAUGAAGUUGCACCUUGUGUUUUUAUUGGACCUGCAGUUAUACCUCACCAGUCAAAGCUGAGAUGAUCCUCUGUCACUCUCCAUCUACUUUAUGCCAAUUAUGUUUUUUUUUUCUUUAGUAUUGAGUGUGAUUGUAAUCUAGGCAUGUCUUACUCUAACAUGCUAAGUUCCCUUUUAGUGUAGACAGCAUAAGACCCCACUUAAAUGUUUAUCUCAUCAUAACUAAUAGAAUAGUCAUGCCGAAGCCUAUUGGGGAAAAGAAGGUAGCUAAUAAACUUUACCUCUGCAUGUUGGGAUGAUACUCCUUUACUGUAUGACUAAUGCUAGUUGACCACCUUCCCUGCCUAAACACUGGCUCCUCCCCAACCUGUAGGAUCUGUGUCAUUUGAAGCACAGCGGUGGCAUGGUGCCUUUAUAUGUUACUACCGAAAGGUACGGUCUUCCAUUUGUAUUUCCCAAAAGCCUUACAAUGGGAAAAGAAACACUGAACCAAGGCUACAGUGGCUGGUGCAUUUCACAGGAAAGAGUGGUUAUUUCAAACCUGCAUCAAAGUUUUUGCAACAAAGCUUAAAGGUGCAUAAUGGAAUUUUCUGAUGGAGGAUCUGCCAACCUAUUGUCUCCUGUAAUGUUCUAGUGUUCCAUAGUAUGGCAUUAAUCUUGCAUUUAUUCAAUUACAGGGUGUUUUAUUGAUAAAAAAUACUUGAAAAUCAUGCAUUCUAUCUUUGAGCGAGUUUGCCUCUUCACAGAUCUGACCUGCAACUUGGCCUGGUUAUGUCACCUGCCUGUUUCCAUGGGAAUGCAUACAUUUAAUGCCAUACUGUGGAACAUUGCUGGCAAAGGACUGACAUCUCCACAUCUGAAUCAGUUGUAUAGUACACCUUUAAAUACUUCUGAAUAGGUGAUUAAUUCUUAUAGAGCGCACCCUUAAGGUGGCUGGAUGAAUUGCACAUAGCGAUGCAAUAAUAGGGCACAUUACCAUUACAUUGAUCUGGAUCAAUGAAAGCACAAACCCAAAGAAGGCACCUGAGGCUCAGUUGGCUUUUCUGACACCAGUGGCAAAAGGAGUCUUCACCAAAUUCAAACAUAAACUCGACUCCUGAUGCUGAAAACAAUCAGCUUUGAUUGUCCGUUAGACAUUAACUGUAGAAAGACCGCUGUCUGGAGUUUCCUGAUUGUCCUUGUUGCUCUUUUGCUUUAUUUCAUCAGUAAUUAGUAACUUUAAACACAGUUGUCCAAUGCGGUACGUGCAUUCUGGAUCAUGUUUGUUGUGGCUGUGUUGCGAUUUGAUUGUGGAUAUUUUCUGUUGACUUUAGGGUAGACUGACUAGGUUUGCAGUACUAGUUGUGUGCAGUGUUAAUAACGGUGUGAUCAUAUUCUAGGAGUGACGUAAAAUUUGUUGUCUUACUGCGAAAUAUGGCAUGAAUCAUUUUGUCAAAGCUGACCUCGUUUGAAACAGACAAAAGAUAAAAGUGCAAUAACAUUUUGUUUCAUUGCUUCCUCAGUUGAAUAUCUCUAUUUUUAUGCCCUAUUUUGUUAUCACCAAAAGUCACACGUCUGUAGCAAAUGAAGGAUUCCUCUGGUCCUCCUGUUUGGUUCAGAAGUGGCAUUGGAACGUCGUGUGUUUAUUCCAUUUUUAAAACUGUGAUCUAUAUCAAACUUUAGACGCUGCCUGCUCAGAAAAGGACCGUGCACAAGUUAACUUAUAUGUUUGAGUAGGUGAGUGUAUGAUGGGCUUUGAUGGUAAUGUAGAUUAAACCUAUUUCCUUGAAUUCUGGUUUCUAGUCAGUAGACCUGUUAAUUUGCAUGUGUAGAUGUAUUAUAUGCAUCCUCCUCCUUGAAUGAAAUGUUUUCUCAAAAAUAUUUAGACCUGCUGUCAGUGACGUAUGCGGAUAAAAGGACUUUGAAAUGCCUUAUAUUUGUUUUAUUGUUAAGCAUUAAGGGUGAUAAGCCCUCCCUUUUCAGAGUGUAGCCUAUAGCCUGUAUAGACUCUUGAGAUUUGUAUCUGCUGUUUAGCCCAGUGUUUGUGAUUGUGGUUUAGAAACAUUCCCCUGAAAGUGCCGUUUGUUCACCAGCAGAGGGAGCUGUGGGGAAAAGUGUUGAAGGGAAAAAGCUGCAGUGUUUAAAUGAACCCCAGAGAAAGAGGAGUAUUUUGCAGGUGAAAUGAGGCCGCAGUCUGAAGGAGCACCUUAGCGACUCGCCCGGGCGCGGGUCCCAGCUGGAGUACUCUAAAAGCAGAGCCAUAUCAGAGAAUUGUCCCAAUAGGAGCCCCUUGAAUGUGCUAUUAGAAAUAGCCUACUGUAGUUAAGGAUGUAUUCUGCAUGUUCUGUGACAUAGUGGUAUUAGUCCCUUUUUGUUUUGUUUAGUCACCUUCACUGUAGAUGUUGCCUCUUCAUUGAAACUUCCGAGCUAUUAACAAUCCUCUCUCAACUGGACUAAAGCAGACGAGAUCUGCUGCGAAGGCAGCCUUAAAUCUUUGCCAGUUCUUGACCUGUCGGAUAUAAGGGGUUUCUCACUUUGAGUGGCUUAUCUAGAGAGGCCCUUUUGAGUGGAAGGACUGUGGAUCAGGGCGUGUGACAGUUACAAUCAGAUGUUUUCAGUGCACCUUCUCGAUUCUUACGAACGUUGGCUCGUCCACCAACAUUCCAAAGCUGAUCUGGUCACAGUGAAGUCCCAUUGAUAAAGUCCUUUGGCUUUGCUGAUGAAUGACGUAAGCGUGUGUGUCUUUGACAGGGUCCCUAUUAGCCUAACGUCGAUUACCUCAUUUUAAAGUCUGCAAAUAUACUACUCUACUGUGUGUAAAGGAGUCAAUGCCAUCACCAGCAGCGCGGUCUCCGGACCUGUGAUGACAGGACCAACAAGUCAACAUUAGCCAAAUUUACACAUCACCAGUUUUAGUCAAUAGUGCUUAGACAUGUUUCAACAUUUUUACUGGCAAAAAGGGCCUAGAGUUUAUCAGUUUGCAAAUAACUACAGGUGCUUCAAGACUAGUCAGCAUCUGAACCAAGUGCAAGUCCUUCACCAAAGUUUGAAAAGUUACGGUUUCUAGAGUCCACUGCUUCUCACGCGCUGACUGGCAAUAGCACCUUUGGUUAUUAGCUGUGUUUUAAUGCUGCGCUAAAACCAGAUGUGUUUAUUACAUAUUUAAAUGAAAUCAUGUUGGCAUCACUUGCUGUUUUCAGUAGCAUUUCUCCUACCUCUUUGUUUUGCAGCCUUGAAUAUUGUUUGUCCACCUGUUUCGACAAAGUACAGGAAUACAGAUUUAUUACAAGCAAUGGUAGUUAUUCAAGUGUGGUCGUGUUGUAUGUGUGUGUCUAUUGACAUUGGAAAAAAUAUUUAUGAGAAGCAUUUAUAUGACACAAUACCACUGGAAUGUGAAGCCAGACAAUGUUUUAAUGCAGAUUGAUGAUAGUCUACCCCCUUUAACUUGCAGUGGUGAGUGGUCAGAUAAUCAAUGCAUCUGGCUUUUAAAUUAUGUCUUAAAGAUGCAUGUAACUUUUCUGAUGGACGGUCUGUCACCUGUUUGUCUCGUGCAAGUGCUAUUGCUUUGCCUGGAAUAUUCCACAGUAUGGCAUUAAACCAAACCUAUUACCUUUUACUCAAUUACUGAUCUUUCUGUUCUUGUGUUUCAACUUCUUACUGUAGAUGGCAUUUUUGAGACUAUUCAUAAUUCAAAAGAUAUAAUAUUUUGGUUUAAAAUGUCAAUAUCUAUGUCAACCGUAGUGUUUUCAUCAGGCUAAAACCCGUGGAUUACAAAAAAAAAUACUUGGGUUUGUAAGAGUCACUUGCUUGUCUCCAUGGAGAUAGCAAAGUUUUAUACCAUACUGUGGAACAUUCUAAGAAAACAUUUCAGAUACUCCACCUAAAAACUUGCAUCAUACCUCUUUAAAUUUUGCAUUAAAACAUCACCACUGUCUUGCUUUUAAGUGUAUUACAACAUUACAGCUUCACUCGGGGUCAGCUAUUGAUCGCCCUGCAGUUAAAUGAAUUGAAGAGCUUGUCUAAAGAGGUGGAUUUGUAAAAUCUGUAGAGGGUCAGUUUGCCUUUUGACACCCAUUUAACCACUUUAAAACCAAAUUCUGCUACCUAAGCGUCGUCUACAUACGGCCCUGUGUUACAAAUCAGUCUGACGAAAGGGGUGAAAGACGAGGUGAACGGUUUGAGGUUUUCUGGCCUGAUCCUGGCCCGGUGUUUUCCAUAACCAAAACUCAAGUUAAGCUGUCAGCAUUGACCAAAAUACAAGCUGGACAAUAACAAAGUGCAAAUGUUUUUUUGUCUUCUAAACUGGCAUUAAAAUUUUUAAUAACUGGACAGCUUGAGAAGUAAAUAAAGACGGUAAUUGGUAUUUUAAAUCCCUUUUUUAAAAAUUUUGAUUGAAUGUUUUUAAUAAGUAUGUUUAAUUAAGCAUCAUUGUAUAACCAGGACAGGACCAGCCCACUUCAGAUAACACACUGUCUUACCUAAACCUCAAGCCAUUCAUUUUUCUGUUUUACUUUUUUGUUAAUUUCUUUUUUUUUUUUUUUUUUUUUUUCGACAAUGCAAUCCUGAAAGCACUUUGCCUUGUUGUUCUUUGUGUGAACAUGUGAAUGAUGAUUUGUUACAAUUGUUAAUAUUAUAAUAAUAUGUAAAAGAUCAUUCACUGUUUUGGAAAAACCUGCAUCUGUCUUUCUGACGUUAAAAGAAUAACUAAAAAAAGUGACAUUAAACCGGAAUCUAUUUUAUAAAAUGUUUGCUGCAGCCAAUUGGUCUUGUCAUUCAGUAUUGUGGCUUAGGGUUGUUUGUGUUCAAUAAAGUGCUAUUGCUAAAUAUUUA